AUGGACCACAGUUCGAUGAGCAGCUCGGCGGACUGCAAGAUGUCGAUGUUGUGGAACUGGUAUACCAUUGACGCAUGUUUCCUCUCGUCCUCAUGGCAGAUCAAGAAUGCCGGCAUGUUCGCUGCUAGCUGCAUCGGUGUCGGUCUGCUCACCGUCUUCCUCGAAGUUUUCCGCCGACUUGGAAAAGAAUACGAUGCACUCAUCCAGCGCCAAUUUCAAGCCCGCGCGGCCGAACUCCAAGCUCGCAUGCCCAAGGAAACGAACUGCUGUGAUCCUCCUGCCGUCGUUGCCCCUCAGACACUUGUCUUCCGUGCAUCGCCGCUUCAGCAGCUCAUUCGAUCCAUAAUUCACGCUGCCACUUUUGGAUUGGCCUACAUCGUCAUGUUGCUAGCUAUGUACUACAAUGGCUACCUGAUCAUUUCCAUCAUAAUCGGCGCUGGCUUGGGCAAAUUUCUUUGCGACUGGCUCGUCAUUCGUGUCACUCUCGAGGCCCUUGCGCCAUCAGCUCCCAACGUUGCUGGUAUUGAGGAACCUAGUGUCUGCUGCGGUUGA
This is a messenger RNA of Colletotrichum orchidophilum, 552 nucleotides long. Its product is annotated as ctr copper transporter. NCBI's taxonomy places the organism in Eukaryota, Fungi, Ascomycota, Sordariomycetes, Glomerellales, Glomerellaceae. Gene Ontology annotation, molecular function: copper ion transmembrane transporter activity. The record is from RefSeq and is a predicted model, not a curated record. The coding region runs from base 1 to 552 and encodes 183 amino acids. The transcript is spliced from 3 exons. Gene Ontology annotation, biological process: copper ion transmembrane transport. Gene Ontology annotation, cellular component: membrane.